AUGGUUGUUUCUAUCCCAAAUGCUUGGUACUGGGCCAUCGUUACCAUGACUACGGUUGGGUAUGGUGACAUCUCGCCUGAAUCGGGAUUUGGACGCGUGAUUGCAUCGUUAUGUGCAGUUUCGGGUGUUCUACUUCUUUCUAUCACCUUACCAAUGUUUGUGAACAACUUUCUCACUUAUUACCAAUAUUCAUGUGUGAACGAGUCGAUUGAGAAAAGGAAGAAAGAAAAACAAACAGAAAUGUCAGUUAAGGAAAUGAAAGACGCUGAAAACGAGACGAAGGACAAUCACGAAUACAUUUCUGAUCUGACAGAUAUCGAUCGACCUCCAUCUUACGAGACUUUUUCGAAAUCUCGCGAGACAGUGAGAGUCAACGUGAAAGAAUCUAGCAAUAUGCAUUGUUUGUAG
This is a messenger RNA of Mercenaria mercenaria, 408 nucleotides long. Its product is annotated as potassium voltage-gated channel protein egl-36-like. Lineage: Eukaryota; Metazoa; Mollusca; Bivalvia; Venerida; Veneridae. Gene Ontology annotation, biological process: potassium ion transmembrane transport. Gene Ontology annotation, molecular function: delayed rectifier potassium channel activity. Gene Ontology annotation, cellular component: voltage-gated potassium channel complex. Bases 1 to 408 code for a protein of 135 amino acids. The transcript has a single exon. The record is from RefSeq and is a predicted model, not a curated record.